Habropoda laboriosa is the source of this 1500-nucleotide messenger RNA. RefSeq lists its product as uncharacterized. Gene Ontology annotation, molecular function: DNA binding. Gene Ontology annotation, cellular component: nucleus. NCBI's taxonomy places the organism in Eukaryota, Metazoa, Arthropoda, Insecta, Hymenoptera, Apidae. The record is from RefSeq and is a predicted model, not a curated record.
AUGAAAGAAGCUGUGAGCAAAGUUUUGAGAUUAUCUUUAUGGCCAAUCAAGACUGUAUUUUCCCAUAUAGAAAAAGAAGAACUGGUGGGAUAUCUUAAAGAUAUGGAAAAGCGCUUGUUUGGUUUAAAUACUACUGAUUUAAGAAAAAUGGCCUAUCAACUGGCCGUAAAGAAUAGAAAAAAAUGUAAUUUUAACACAGAUAAGCAAAUGGCAAGUAUCGAUUGGCUAAAGGGUUUUUUAAAGCGUCAUCUCGAUUUAUCUAUUCGAAAAUCUGAAGCCAUAUCAGCAGCUCGGGCAAUGGGAUUUAAUAAAGUUUCUGUCUCCAAAUUUUAUGAAUUGUUAGGGAGCAUAUAUGACAAAUAUAAAUUAACUCCUGACAAAAUAUAUAACUGCAAUGAAACUGAAAUAUCGAACGUUUCGAAAACGAAGUGCAAAAUAAUAGCACAAAAAGGAAGAAAACGGGUAGGGGCAUUGUCUUCUGCGGAACGCGGUCAGACUGUAACUGUUGAAAUUUGUUUUAAUGCAUCUGGUGCUUAUAUGCCUCCGCUUAUGAUAUUCCCCAGACAAAGGAUGAAACCUGAAUUAUUAGACCAUGCUCCACCAGGAACUACUGCCGAGUUCAAUGCUCGAGACUGGAUGACCACUGAAGUAUUUUUGAUUUGGCUCAAGUGGUUCAUACAAUUCUCAGGAGCGUCAUCUACAAAUCAUGUAUUACUUCUACUGGAUGGACAUGCAACGCAUACAAAAUCUUUAGAAGUGAGAAUUUGCUUUCCUCCACACUACACCCACAGACUUCAGCCUUUGGAUGUAUCCUUUAUGAUACCCUUAAGCAUAUACUAUGACCACGCUGCUUCUAAUUGGUUAAGAUCGCAUCCAGGUCGAAUAAUUACUAUGUUUCAAAUAAGCGAAAUAUUUAAUGAAGCAUAUGUUCAAGCAGCAACUAUGUUAACAGCUAUUAAUAGAUUUAGAAAAUGCGAAAUUUGGCCAUUUGAUCCAAACCUUUUUGUAGAUUCCGGUUUUAUUGCUGCAGAAACGACAAAUAUAUCGAUUGUUGCAGAAUCUGAUACCACUUCAAGUCAGGAAAAUGCCCCACCUGUUUUCAAUCCCAAACCAUGUUCAAGCAGCUUGAUAGACAAAAGUAGUGCAGCUGUAAUCUCAUCACCUGUUGAAACUGCUUGUCGCGAUCUGACAUCUAGUUUUGAAAAUGUUUCUCCUAAAAACAUCUUAGCAAUACCUGCAAUUCAACGAAAAGAGGCCAAAAAGGACUACCGCCGUGGAAAAACUUCAAUUCUUACUUCGAAUCCAUAUAAAAAAGAACUGGAGGAUGUAAAACGUUUAGAAAAUAAGAAAUGUUCUAAUCCGAAUGAUCCUCGAUUAAAGAAGAAUGCAAAAAAGCAGAAGAAAAAAAUAACAAAAUCUACAAAAUCAACGGAAGAAUUCAUAUCUACAAUCAACAGAAGGUUGGGUUGCAUGCCAACUUUGUGGACGUUGGUCUCAUAA